This is a messenger RNA of Lycium ferocissimum, 1516 nucleotides long. Its product is annotated as putative RING-H2 finger protein ATL21A. Bases 101 to 1231 code for a protein of 376 amino acids. The transcript has 2 exons. Gene Ontology annotation, molecular function: polysaccharide binding. NCBI's taxonomy places the organism in Eukaryota, Viridiplantae, Streptophyta, Magnoliopsida, Solanales, Solanaceae. The record is from RefSeq and is a predicted model, not a curated record.
UUUGACUUUUGAAACAACUAAUAAAUAAAUAGAAUUCUCUACAUCAUAACUCUUUCUAAUAUAAGCUGGCUGUCCAUAUCGAAAUUGCUUCUUGAAACAUAUGGACAAUUUGCUAAUCUUCUUUGUCUCUUUUCUUCUCUUUUCAUCUAUCUAUGCAAAACAUGAUUGCCCCCUGGAUUCCAUCUGCGGAAAUAAUCGCUUUGACAUACGAUUUCCUUUUGGAUUAGAAGGGCCAGAAAAUCUUCAGCACUGUACAUAUCCCGGUUUCAAUCUUAAAUGCAACAAUCAAGGUAGAGCAAUUCUAAAUCUUCCAGGUGCAGGGGAUUUUUAUGUACGCGAUAUCGACUACCUCACACAAGAAAUUCAACUCUACGAUCCAUCUAAUUGCCUCCCAAAACGGCUUAUAAAUUUUCAAUUUCCUCCUUCGUCUAACUUCAAGGCUGUAUUUUAUCGGAACUAUACUUUCUUGACUUGUUCCACAGAUUUGGUCACGUCAAAAUUCAGUGUUAUUGGUUGUAUGAGUAAUUCUACUAUCUCAACUUUGGCUACUUCUUCAAUGAGUCUUGCAAACCAAAUGAAAAGUUUGUAUAACUGCAGUGUACUGAAUAGCACUUUGCCUCUUCCUGUUUCGUGGACUCCUAAAUAUGAGGCAGUUUUUUCAAGUGACCUUAAUAAUGAUCUUGUGUUAAUAUGGGAUGAACCGAAUUGCCAAGAUUGUGAAGCGAAACGAGAUUUUUGUGGGUUUAAGAAUUCAACUAAUGGAGAAAUUCAAUGCUUUGAUGUUCCUGGAACAGGCAAUGCAAAAGGUAUACAAAUUUUCAGAAUUGUUGCACUAUCCUUAGUGAUACCAGCCAUCACAUGUUCAAUGGCUGUGACAUGUUACAUCUGCUAUGAGCAAAGCCGAGACAGCCGCCGAGCGGCGGCUGCUCUCCAGAAUACUACUGGCGGAGCAGCCAUAGCACCACAACCGGAAACGACUAAUGGGCUCGACGAUUCGACGAUCGAAUCGUACACGAAAGUUGUCUUGGGAGAAAGUCGGAGAGUUCCAGGGCCAAAUCAUGGAACAUGUCCAAUAUGUUUGGGAGAGUAUCAUGCAAAAGAGAUAGUGAGAAGCAUACCUGAGUGUGAACAUUGCUUCCAUGCUGAAUGCAUUGAUGAAUGGUUAAAGAUUAAUGGUACUUGUCCUGUUUGUAGAAAUACUCCUUCUCCUGCUCAUGUUAAUUCUUCAUAAUGCACUUGUCUGUAUAUGCAUUUUAUCUUUCUAAUCAAACUUUUUUUUUUUUUGGUUACUUACAUUGUUUGACACAUUCUAUUUUUGAAAUUAAUAUUAUAUAUCUCAAUUCAAACUUGUACAUAUUCUCAUUGAACGAUUGUUAAGAUCAUUGUUGUAAGAUGCUAAUUCAUUUAUUUGCGUGUGAAGAAGUUUGGCUAGUUUUCCUUGCUCGGAUGUUUUAUUCACAUACUUAUGUGCUUUAAAUUGAAUGUAUUCGGAGAAUUUUUAUGAAAGGCUUUUAUU